GCUUCUUCUUCGAAGAAAGAAAGAACGAAGUACUGCAUUGUGACCGAGGUAAUCGAUCAGGUACGUGGGUUGGUGGUGACUGAGCAGAUGGAAGGAAUGGAGAAGGAGCGUGUGGAGGUGCGCACGCGGCCGAGGCCACCACUGCCGGCGUCGCAGCAGCGCGCGGUGGACCAGUUCUGGAUGGAGCGCCAGGAGGAGAUCGAGGCGACGGUGGACUUCAAGGAACGGAUGCUGCCCAUGGCCCGGCUGAAGAAGGUCAUCGUCCGCGCCACCGAGGAUGACGAGGACGGCAUGAUGAUCUCCGCGGACACGCCGGCGUUCCUCUCCAGGCUCUGCGAGCUCUUCGUGCAGGAGCUCGCCGUGCGCGCCUGGGCGUGCGCCCGCUCCCACAACCGCCGCAUCAUACUCGGCGCCGACAUCGCCGAGGCCGUCGCAGCCACCGAGUCCUACGACUUCCUCCUCCCCGUGCUCCUCGACCACCUGCACGUGGUGGCGCACGGCGGACGUACUGCGCCGGCGACGGCGAGGCUCGUCACCAGGAAGCGCCACAUGCCGGACCCGGUCGACCCUCGACGUGCAGCGCGGAGAGCCCCUCCCCGUGUUCGUCCGGUCGUUUCCCCGGCGCCACCCUCCAGCGCCCGCUACGCGCCGUAUCCGUUUCCGUGUGUGCUGCGAGAAUCAGCACCUCCCCUGGAGGAUGAGCUUAUGCUGCCAGCGCCACCCAUGAACUACACGACAAGGGGCUGCGUCUUCUUCAGGAACGGCGACACUUUUGAAGCUGAAAACUCUGCUGCUGAAAUGGUGAGAGCUCCUCCUCCUUUGGCAGCGUCUGCAGGAGGAGAGCUACAGACCAGCACUGUUCCUCCUGCUCCUUGCUACUUCUACUCUUACCCGGUGAUCGACGACAAUCUUGACGCAUUCGCUCUUGGCAACACCGAACCGAGUGGAAACACUGAAAAUCCUGCCGGAAAUGCCGACGGAAACGUCAAUGGUGCUAUUGGUGUCGCUCAUGGUGGCCAGCAGCAGGAGCUGAGCGGAAACCUUGGCAACACUGAUCCGAGUGGAACUGGGAACGAGUCCCCAAUGCACUACAUGCUUCUGGAGGAGGUCCUGCUGGAUCAAGACCUGCUGUUUCCUCCUGAUGCUGCUGAUAUGUUUCCGGUGGUGAGCGCCCUGCCGGAUCCGGAGGAUUUCAUCAUCGACCAAGAUGUUCUUCACGACGUCUUCGCCGACCCAAGCAGCAGCAGCAGCACUUGCAGCAACUAAACAGAAAUAAGCAGAUCGGAGCAGGGGACGCGCGCAUCGUUGGUUGAUUCAUUGAUCGUCUCUCAAGCUCUGUACUAGGAGGACAGCAAAGAUAUGGAAUAAAUUUGGUGUGUGUGCGUGGAGCUGUGUGGUUCGCUCCAUGGAUCUCCACACAUCAAUGUAUGCAUUAUGAGCGUCUGUGUAUGUAUUGGGUUUCGUAAAUAAAAAAGAGUGAUUUGAUAUUA
This is a messenger RNA of Lolium perenne, 1490 nucleotides long. RefSeq lists its product as uncharacterized. NCBI's taxonomy places the organism in Eukaryota, Viridiplantae, Streptophyta, Magnoliopsida, Poales, Poaceae. Gene Ontology annotation, biological process: regulation of DNA-templated transcription. Gene Ontology annotation, molecular function: transcription cis-regulatory region binding; protein heterodimerization activity. The record is from RefSeq and is a predicted model, not a curated record. Gene Ontology annotation, cellular component: nucleus.